GAAGCCAUGUCACCUGUAACUCGUCUUCUGUUCCUUGAACAGGUGCUGUUGAUCUGCGCAUCUUGCCAUGAGAACACAUACAACACGUGUAUCGCCGGACCGGUUCCUGACAUGGCCGUCCUCGACUGGGAAGUGCCUGUCAGCGACACCCUCGGCACCAGAUACUACGGAAGCAUCACGGGAACUUCGUCCUGUCCUAUAAAGGCAGCGGAUUCAGCAGCCUGCAUCAGUGGGCACGGUGGCACCGCAGAAGCCAUGUCACCUGUAACUCGUCUUCUGUUCCUUGAACAGGUGCUGUUGAUCUGCGCAUCUUGCCAUGAGAACACAUACAACACGUGUAUCGCCGGACCGGUUCCUGACAUGGCCGUCCUCGACUGGGAAGUGCCUGUCAGCGACACCCUCGGCACCAGAUACUACGAAAGCAUCACGGGAACUUCGUCCUGUCCUAUAAAGGCAGCGGAUUCAGCAGCCUGCAUCAGUGGGCACGGUGGCACCGCAGAAGCCAUGUCACCUGUAACUCGUCUUCUGUUCCUUGAACAGGUGCUGUUGAUCUGCGCAUCUUGCCAUGAGAACACAUACAACACGUGUAUCGCCGGACCGGUUCCUGACAUGGCCGUCCUCGACUGGGAAGUGCCUGUCAGCGACACCCUCGGCUCUAGAUACUACGGAAGCAUCACGGGAACUUCGUCCUGUCCUAUAAAGGCAGCGAAUUCAGCAGCCUGCAUCAGUGCUGUUGAUCUGCGCAUCUUGUCAUGA
Molecule: messenger RNA, 756 nt
Organism: Dermacentor silvarum
Lineage: Eukaryota; Metazoa; Arthropoda; Arachnida; Ixodida; Ixodidae
Exons: 3
Coding region: 7-756 (249 amino acids)
Source: RefSeq, a predicted model, not a curated record